AGACGCACGCAGUCCUUUCGCGGGAAAGGCAACCAACAUGGCCGCAUAUUUCUUCAAAUCUUCUAGACAUUUAAACUUUGUGAGCAAGUCUCAUCGACUUAUAUAUAAAAUAGGAAGGUCUUUUUCCACUAGCCAGGAUAUUGUGAUAGUAAGUGCUGCUCGUACACCAGUUGGUUCAUUCCGAAGCUCCUUAUCAUCUGUUCCCGCAACAAAACUAGGUUCUGUUGCCAUCCAGGCUGCCAUUGAAAGAGCAGGAAUUUCAAAUGGAGAUGUCCAAGAAGUGUUUAUGGGCAAUGUUUGCUCUGCUGGUGCUGGUCAGGCACCCACCAGGCAGGCAGCAUUAGGUGCAGGUCUACCAAUAUCGACACCAUGUACCACUAUCAACAAAGUUUGUGCUUCUGGCAUGAAAUCUAUAAUGCUAGCUGCUCAAUCAUUGGCCUGUGGUAGUCAGGAAAUCAUGGUUGCUGGAGGGAUGGAAAGUAUGUCUAAUGUCCCAUUUUAUAUGGGUAGAGAUGCCCCAAGUUAUGGUGGCCAUAAACUAGAGGAUGGUAUCGUGAAAGAUGGUUUGUGGGAUGUCUAUAAUCAGAUUCAUAUGGGAUCAUGCACAGAGAAGACAGCCAAGGAUCAUAAUUUAUCAAGGGAAGAACAAGAUGAAUUUGCAAUCAGUUCUUAUAAAAAAACCUCUUCAGCCCAUGAGAAAGGAAUCUUCAAAAAAGAGAUUGUACCGGUAUCAGUUCCUCAAAGAAGAGGCAAACCAGAUAUUGUUGUUGAAGAAGAUGAAGAGUUUAAGAAAGUCAACUUUGAUAAAUUCAAUCAAUUGAAGCCAGUUUUUCAGAGAGAUGGAGGAACAAUCACAGCAGCAAAUGCCAGUACAUUGAAUGAUGGUGCUGCUGCGGUUGUCUUGAUGACUGCUAAAAUUGCAGAAAAAAUGGGAGUCAAACCUUUAGCAAGAAUUAUUGGAUUCUGUGAUGCUGCUGUUGCCCCUAUUGACUUCCCAGUUGCUCCUGCAGAAGCAAUGCCAAAGUUAUUAAAGUUAACUGGAUUGAAGAAAGAGGAUAUUACAAUGUGGGAAAUAAAUGAAGCAUUCAGUGCUGUUGUUCUUGCUAAUAUCAAGAUAAUGGGUUUGGAUCCUGAUAAAGUGAACAUAAAUGGAGGUGCUGUGUCACUUGGACAUCCUAUUGGAAUGUCUGGAGCGAGACUUGUUGGUCAUAUGACACACCAUCUAAAUCCUGGUGAAAAAGGCUUGGCCAGUAUUUGUAAUGGUGGAGGUGGCGCCGCAGCAAUUGUCAUUGAAAGACUUUAAAAGAACAUCCUGGUUCAGUUUCGUAGUUCUUAGAAUGUCCUGGUUCCGUUUCAAGGUUUCUAGAAUGUCUUGUGUUAAGUGGAUGAUGGGACAGUUCUGGGAAAGGAAUAUUUGUGGCUUUUAAAACGCCAUUUCUCGUUUGACUGUGUCCUCCUGAACGCUUUUCUACUGGUGUUGGAAUUCCUGGGAGCAAAUACUUAUAUAUAAGUCAAUAAAUUUGAGAAACAUUGA
Dendronephthya gigantea is the source of this 1534-nucleotide messenger RNA. RefSeq names its product acetyl-CoA acetyltransferase, mitochondrial-like. Lineage: Eukaryota; Metazoa; Cnidaria; Anthozoa; Malacalcyonacea; Nephtheidae. Gene Ontology annotation, molecular function: acetyl-CoA C-acetyltransferase activity. Gene Ontology annotation, biological process: fatty acid beta-oxidation. The transcript is spliced from 16 exons. The record is from RefSeq and is a predicted model, not a curated record. Bases 38 to 1303 code for a protein of 421 amino acids.